CUGGAGGCUCACACAGAGACGGAUUCACGUUCCUGCUGCUGCUUUUAUUAUGACUGAUCUGUGCGAAUCGCUCAGAGACGAUUAGAUUGUCCUGAUCAAAACAAAACCACAGGAAGACCAAAUGCCAGCUGACCUUUAACCCCUCUCCAAAAUGGACGUCCGUCUGCAGGGCAACUCUCAGCUCCACUACGGCGUCAACGGCGGCGCGACUCGAAACUCUGGUGCUGGAGGAGACACUCUGAAGUUUCUGAGUCGAGAGGAACAGGAGUGCCUCCAGUUCUUUGAGGAAACCAUUGAGUCUUUGGACGAUGGUCUAGAUGAGCAGCAAAGACUUGGCCAGAGGAGGCGCCUUGACCACAACAGUCGGCCUUUCAACUCGGCUGACGGACAUCCAAGCCUGGCUCCGAACAUAAUCGACCUGGUCCACUCAGAGCCAGACUUGGUGCACACUGCAGAGCCAGUCUAUAGCCCCUCGCAUCAAGAUUUUUACCACAUGUCCCAAACUCCUGAAAGCAACUUUGAGGCAAGUCCAAGGCACGACAUGUUCCCCUCAGAGUACAACCCUCCUUUACGAAGUGCAAGCUUUGGGACGACAGACAGCCAUUCCUCCUACCACCCUGCAGGCAGUGUCCCCACUCCAGUUUUGAUUGCCCAGCAGCUUGCAGAGAACCAGGGAGAUGGAACAUCAAACUUGCAUCCUUCGUCUUUGCUCCGUCGCCUUAGCAUGGAGUCGGACAAAACACCCAGAGACAGAUCAAAUGUUUCUGCGAAACAUGGUCCUCCUCCCUCAUCAAAGCCUCAUCACUAUCCUCCAAAUAUCCACGUGGUUCAUGGUGGAAAGGAGCCCCAAAUACCAGGGGCUAACGUAAACAUCCAUGAGCGACAGGAGCAGAUGUUGGCACACCUGGCAGGUACUUCCCACCCUCUGCUGCAAGAUAUAGAAGACGACACUCGAAAUAGUCCAUCCCGUAGUAUUUCCUUUAAAGACCCAGAGCCAGAUAAAUCCAGGAUGGAGGCCCUGUCAAAGCUGGGCUUGACAAGAGGCAGAGCUACUUCACUCCAAAUGAUACCCAACAACUCGCAGGAUCCUCACAAAGGUCCAGACCCCAGAGUCUCAUCGCCAGACCCAGCAGCAAAAAUCAGCACUAACCUUCCACAACCAAAUAUGCCAGUACCCCCUCCAGUCUGCUUUAAUGACCACAAGAAUACAGAGACCUGGCCCUCACAUUCCUUCAGGAGCCACGAUGAAAGAAGCUCCCAGCUGGACCCAUCAUCUCCAACAAUGUCCCCUCCUCCAGCUGACAUCACCUCACCAGCGUUCAACACCUUUGGAGGGAAAUCCAUUGUGGUCCAUCCCUCUUUAUCCCAGAAGAACGAAGCUCCAACUACCCCCGAACCCCAAAACUUUCCACUUGCACCUUCUAACCCAACAGAGCCCAAUCCUUAUGGAGGAAAGUCAAAAGUCAUGACUUCUGCCAAUCCACCUGUAGAAAGGACCAAUCUACCUGACAUCCUGAGCUCUCAUAUUGACGCAGGGGAAACCAUUCCUGCCAAGUCAGAGCCACCGGCCGUCGAGGCAAACAGGUUUGGAGGAAAGAGCCGAACCUUUGACCCCGUUUCUGGGCUAUAUCGGACUGCAGAAGGCCGACCUAGAAGCGUCAAACCUCCACCGCCGACCCCGGCCCCUAGACCUCCUCGGCAGUCCUGCCAUGGCAUUCCUCCCCAGAAACCGCCAGCAAGGGCCUCUUCUCCAGAAUACAGGCGAAGGCCCAGCAGCAUGUUCCGUCCUCAAGGUAUCACCGUACAGUUUUGUGGACGAGGAGCCAUGAACGAAUCCCGCAGGGAGGCACUGAGGAGACUAGGACUGCUGAAAGACUCUUAAUCAACCCUUUGCAGAUUUACCUCUCAGUCUCCAACGACUGACCUAUGAUAACUGUGUCGCUUUGCUCAUGGCAAUGGUAUGCAAAACGUUUCCUCUAUUGUCUGAGAAUGAGGUGUGUCUGUAGACAAACGGGCUUUUACAGAGGAAUCUUGGUACUUGACAGACCUGAAGGGCCACUCCUCACCGACAAGCCUUAAAAAAAUACUCAACACUGCUUUCUCGGAAAAAUCUCGGCUGGUUCGGGAUAUUCUGUGAAAUCUCAUGAAAGACGCUGUGGACAAUAUGUCUGAGUAAGACACUGUGGGAGGAAAGGAAACGCUGUACAGGGGAGUCGAGGAUCAUUUUGUUUGUCUCAACUCUCUUUUUUUAGCUCAAAUGUAAAUAUAUUUAUCAUGGGUGAAGGGAUUAGUUGCACAUUUUCCAACCAUUUCUCUGUCAGGUUCUUAUUUGUGACCUUAAAUUCUGCGCUUAUCCGAAUUAUGUAGAUUCCUUUCUCGUUUUAUUCCAUUUUGUUCUCAAACUGUUUCUUUAACCAACUUAAACAUUUUGUCAACUGCAUUUGGGAAACAUGGUGGGAUUGGCCAUGUUUCCCAAAUGCAACGCUAACUGUUAGCCAAUUAGCAACACUUUGACAAUCCUAUGUUAGAUUUUUAAACAUUAUAACAACAUCUCAACAAAAGUAGUGCAAAACAAUUUUAGUGACCAAUUAAAAAAAACAAAUGGAGGUAAAAAUAAAUAAUUACUGUAGAAAUGACCAGCUGUUAUUAGGAAGGCAGCCAUAUUGGAUUUUCAGAUCUGAUUUUCCAAUUUUUCAGUUUCAGUUGAUUUUUAUUUUCAACAUAAACUUGAAAUUCAAACUUUAAUUCAACCAGACAACUCAGUUAAGCUAACUGGUAUUAACAAUUAGCAACAUUAGCAAUACAGAGAAAGUAUACAUAUAUCCAUUUAAAUAUAAUAUCUUUACUAACAGAAGUUGUAAAAUAUAAUGUAUUUGACCAUUUUAAUGUGAAAAACAAAUGGAGGUGAAAAAAUAGAAAUAAUUACUGUAGAUGUGAUCAGAGGCAGCCAUUUUGGAUUUGUAGAUCCUACUUUCCAAAUUUUAUUUCUCCAACUUCAAAUUGUACAUAAUAUUUUAUGAGCCAAUUUAAGGAUAAACAUCUAAAUACAAUGUUUCUGUAAAAAUAAGAAAAUAGUUUUAAUGAUUUUUUUUUUCUUUAGAUGUGCAUUUUCAAAAUAUUCCCCAUGGAGUAGUUGAAAAGUUUUGAAAAGAUAUAUGUGUAAAUGUGUGUGUCUUGUUUUUGUUUAUGAUUGUGAACCAACUGGGCAUUUUAGUGAGCAGAUUAUUUUUCUUUUUUCGAUCAAAGCGAAACUACGCUGCAGUUUUAUUACCUCGAAUGACUGAAACUUGCGGCAUAAGGAGGAAAAACGAACAACGCAGUUAAAGGAUUCUGCAAAAUGCGUUGAUGCAAACGUGCAAUUUCUCUGGAGAAUGUGGAGCUGGAUGGUAUUUUUACUCCACAGACAAACAUCCCACUCAACCACAAGCUGCUGGAAUGGGAAUGUGGAGAGACUUGGAUGCUUUUACCAUGUGGAAGGAGAAAUUUAAAAACUACUCUCACUGCGCAGAACUGCAGCUGUAAAACCACCAAGCCUAGAAAUACAUCGCGGGUUACUUCUGUGUGUUUGAGUCUGUCAAAACCUUUGUGUGUGUGUGUGUGUGUGUGUGUGUGUGUGUGUGUGCUGACUCCGGCCUCUGUAGUUCACCUACAGUAACUUUUGAAGUAUAUUUAGUAAAUUUUAUUUACGGACUCCGGUUCUCUGUAGCUCAUCUACAGUCUUUUUGAAGUAUCAAAUGGUGCAUAAACAGACAGAAGGUUAUGACGAUCUGCUGAACACACUAGGAGGAAAUGUCUGCAAGCGAACACGAGCGUUUAACCUGAAAAAUGGACGCAAUCUGCCACGAGAAGCUGCUGCUAGCCUGAAAUGUCCUUGUAUGUAUUAACAUAUCUACUGUCAUUUUUACCCUUAUAAAGUAUAAUAACACGAUGUAAAUAUAAUAUGUUUUGUGUUGAAUGUGGGAAAUAAAAACCUUUGGUUUAAAGAGC
Messenger RNA from Poecilia reticulata (guppy), 3987 nucleotides. It is a transcript of the gene proser2, whose product is annotated as proline and serine rich 2. NCBI's taxonomy places the organism in Eukaryota, Metazoa, Chordata, Actinopteri, Cyprinodontiformes, Poeciliidae. The record is from RefSeq and is a predicted model, not a curated record.